Molecule: messenger RNA, 1895 nt
Organism: Balaenoptera ricei (Rice's whale)
Lineage: Eukaryota; Metazoa; Chordata; Mammalia; Artiodactyla; Balaenopteridae
Gene: DDX49
Product: DEAD-box helicase 49
Exons: 13
Coding region: 43-1548 (501 amino acids)
Molecular function (GO): ATP binding; RNA helicase activity; nucleic acid binding
Source: RefSeq, a predicted model, not a curated record
AGCACGGCUCACACGGCUGCUUACACGGGGCUGGCUGCGAGGAUGGCUGGCUUCGCGGAGCUUGGGCUGUCAUCCUGGCUCGUGGAACAAUGUCGACAGCUGGGUUUGAAGCAGCCCACGCCCGUGCAGCUCGGCUGCAUUCCCGCCAUCCUGGAAGGUCGGGACUGCCUGGGCUGUGCCAAGACAGGCAGUGGCAAGACGGCAGCCUUUGUCCUGCCCAUCUUGCAGAAGCUGUCUGAGGAUCCCUAUGGCAUCUUCUGCCUCGUCCUGACACCCACCAGGGAGCUGGCCUACCAGAUCGCAGAGCAGUUCCGGGUCCUGGGGAAGCCUCUGGGCUUGAAAGACUGCAUCAUUGUCGGCGGCAUGGACAUGGUGGCCCAGGCCUUGGAGCUCUCCCGGAAACCACAUGUGGUCAUCGCCACACCAGGGCGCCUGGCUGACCACCUCCGCAGCUCCAAUACCUUCAGCAUAAAGAAGAUUCGCUUCCUGGUGAUGGAUGAGGCGGACCGGCUGUUGGAGCAGGGCUGCACUGACUUCACCGUGGACCUGGAGACCAUCCUGGCGGCUGUGCCGGCCCGCAGGCAGACGCUGCUCUUCAGUGCCACGCUGACCGACACGCUGAGGGAGCUGCAGGGCCUGGCCACCAACCAACCCUUCUUCUGGGAGGCUCAGGCCCCGGUGGGCUAUUGGCCUCAUUCAACAGAAGGGGAAACAGGCCCGCCUGUCCCCAGUGUGCGCACAGUAGAACAGCUGGACCAGUGCUACCUGCUAGUGCCUGAGAAGGUCAAGGAUGCCUACCUGGUCCACCUGAUCCAGAACUUCCAGGACGAGCACGAGGACUGGUCCAUCAUCAUCUUCACCAACACAUGCAAGACCUGCCAGAUUCUGUGCAUGAUGCUGCGCAAAUUCAACUUCCCCACCGUGGCUCUGCAUUCCAUGAUGAAACAGAAAGAACGCUUUGCCGCCCUGGCCAAGUUCAAGUCCAGCAUCUACCGGAUCCUGAUCGCGACAGAUGUGGCCUCCCGGGGCCUGGACAUUCCCACGGUGCAGGUGGUCAUCAACCACAACACCCCCGGGCUCCCGAAGAUCUACAUCCACCGAGUCGGCCGGACAGCCCGUGCAGGGCGGCAGGGGCAGGCCAUCACGCUGGUGACGCAGUAUGACAUCCACCUGGUACACGCCAUCGAGGAGCAGAUCAAGAAGAAGCUGGAGGAGUUCUCGGUGGAGGAAGCUGAGGUGCUACAGAUCCUCACACAGGUCAACGUGGUGCGGAGGGAGUGUGAGAUUAAACUGGAGGCAGCCAACUUUGAUGAAAAGAAAGAGAUUAAUAAGCGGAAGCAAAUGAUCCUGGAGGGGAAGGAUCCCGAUCUGGAGGCCAAGCGCAAGGCCGAGCUGGCCAAAAUCAAGCAGAAGAACCGGCGCUUCAAGGAGAAAGUGGAGCAGGCACUGCAGCGGCAGAAGGCCAGCGGGGCUGGCCGCAGGGGGUGUCCAUCCAGGGCCCAGCCUGAGGCCUGCUUGUCCCCAGCACCCGCUCAGGGCCCAGCCUGAGUUCCACACGGCCCCCGUCUGCCCAGCCUGGGAUACCUUCAUCCAGCUGAAGGUUGGAGGGUCCUCCCCUCAGGAUAAUCCCUCCUCCCAGUCUGCCCAGUCCCCCUCAGCGGAGCCCACGGACACCCACGUGCAGUGCGCAGCUCUCCACCCCACCCUGCAGCCCCUGGUGGCCCCUCCUCAGAACCUUGGCCAAGAGGCAGGCUGCAGAGGAGGAAAGAACGCUAUGAGGUUGGGCCCAAGUCCACGUACAGUGACCCCAGCCCAGGGUCACCCUGGGGGUGCUGUGGGGCCCCAGAGCGAAGGUGUGUCGCUUGCAGGAGAUGCUCAAUAAAUGAGUCUUUUGA